Messenger RNA from Aspergillus steynii IBT 23096, 2488 nucleotides. Its product is annotated as tRNA modification protein MTO1. The transcript is spliced from 2 exons. Gene Ontology annotation, cellular component: cytosol. Bases 49 to 2142 code for a protein of 697 amino acids. The record is from RefSeq and is a predicted model, not a curated record. Gene Ontology annotation, molecular function: flavin adenine dinucleotide binding. NCBI's taxonomy places the organism in Eukaryota, Fungi, Ascomycota, Eurotiomycetes, Eurotiales, Aspergillaceae. Gene Ontology annotation, biological process: tRNA wobble uridine modification; tRNA methylation.
UCCUGCUGUAGGACAACUUCGUUUGGUUUUCCCGCCCAGGAUCCCAUCAUGCUGGCCUUUCGAUCACGGUCAGUGGCUCUUUUCCCACGGAGCUACUCCGUGCGUCCUCGGGUGACGAGGACUUUUCGUGGCUUGGCCACCGUUGCCGAGGGUGCUCAACCCUACGAUGUCGUCGUCAUUGGUGGUGGGCAUGCCGGCUCAGAAGCCUGUGCUGCGGCAGCUCGCUCCGGCGCCCGCACGGCGCUAAUCACCCCGUCGCUCUCCAACAUAGGUGUAUGCUCGUGUAACCCGAGUUUUGGAGGAAUUGGCAAGGGCACAAUGAUCCGGGAGGUGGAUGCUAUGGACGGCGUUGCAGGGCGCAUCAUCGACAAAGCCGGCAUAAUGUUCCGGUUCCUCAACCGAUCCAAGGGUCCCGCUGUCUGGGGGCCGCGCGCCCAGAUCGAUCGUGACCUGUACAAAGGAUACAUGCAGGAGGAGCUUCAGCAGACGGACGGGCUGAGCAUUCUGGAAGGGAAAGUGGCGGAUAUCGUGAUUUCGACAGAUGGGAUGGAAAACAAUUCGGGGCCGGCGCAGGGCAAGAUCGUUGGUGUCAAACUCGAAACCGGGGAAGUCAUCCCGACUGGCCGGGUGGUUAUCACGACCGGGACUUUCUUGGGCGGAGAGAUCCAUAUUGGCCUCAAGGCAUUCCCUUCGGGCCGUAUCGGCGAAGCUGCUACUUUUGGGCUGAGCAAAUCUCUCCGCGAAGCUGGCUUCCAACUUGGUCGGCUCAAGACCGGAACUCCGCCGCGACUGGACAUGAAAACGAUCGAUUUCAAGCCGUUGGAAAUUCACGAAGGAGAGUCGCCUCCGCAGCCGUUCUCGUAUCUGAACAAAAGAGUGCAGGUGGACACAGAAGAUCAGCUUCCUUGUUGGAUCACGCGAACAAAUGAAGCCACCCACGACAUUGUCCGGGCCAACCUGGACAAAUCGGUGCAUAUCCGCGAAACAGUCAAGGGGCCGAGAUACUGUCCUUCUUUGGAGUCGAAGAUCAUCCGGUUCCAUCAGAAGAAUGCCCAUCUGAUCUGGCUGGAACCGGAAGGGUUCGCGCCCAAUGAGGUGAUAUAUCCGAACGGAAUCUCCAUGACCAUUCCGGAGGAUGCUCAACUUGCCAUGUUGCGGACAAUCCGUGGUCUUGAGAAUGUCCACAUGCUCCAGCCAGGCUACGGCGUGGAAUACGAUUAUAUCGACCCUCGCAAUCUCUGGCCCACUCUCGAAACCAAAUUGAUCAGCGGUCUUUACCUUGCUGGACAAAUCAACGGCACCACUGGUUACGAGGAAGCCGCUGGACAAGGAAUCAUCGCUGGUGCAAAUGCCGGCCUGGCCGCCCAGGACCGAGCACCGCUCACCCUCAGCCGGGCAGACGGGUUCAUCGGCAUCAUGAUUGACGACCUCAUCACCAAGGGUGUGUCUGAGCCCUACCGCAUGUUCACAACCCGCAGCGAAUACCGCAUCACGACUCGGUCCGACAACGCCGACCUGCGUUUAACGGGCAAGGCGUUCAAGGCGGGUAUCGUCUCGGACAAGCGCUGGCAGCAUUUCCGCGACAUUGAAGCGCAAAUCAAAGAGCUCACGGCUCUCCUUAACAACACCAAAAAGACCGCCCACGGAUGGAACCGCCUCGGCUUCGAAACUCGCCUCGACUCUUCCUUCCGCUCAGCCCUGGACCUUCUCUAUGUCAAGAACAUCACCCUCGACUCGUUGAUCCCCCACAUCGACUCGCCCUCCGGAACCACUUACACUGCUUCCUCCUUUGCCUCCGAGAUCAAAGCCCGCGUCGCAAUCGAAAAGCACUAUGAGCACAUGGCCGCGCGCCAGGAGGCCCACGCCCGAAAGUUCCUGCAGGAUGAAGGACUUCUUCUCCCUGCUGAUAUGGAUUUCCAGCAGGUCCACGGUCUCAGUAGCGAAGAGAAGCAGGCUCUUGAGCGCGCCCGACCUGUCAGCGUCGGCAUGGCGCGGCGCAUUGAAGGUGUCACCCCAGUCGGAGCUCUGCUAUUACUUCCGUAUGCACGGAGGGACACUCCCGUGGCUCCCGAGCCUGUGACAGAGCUUGAUGCCGACACCGAGAACCUUGAAGUCGCUCCAGACACUCAGCUGGGCACUUGAGAGAACGAGGGUAUAGAAACAUAUCUCUUUUCCUCUCCUCUUCUCUCUUCGUUAAGACUAAUAACCAUGCAUCUUACGGCGAACUUGUACGACUAUCGAUUAUUUUGGCUCUUUUUGUGGGAUUUCAAAUAAGGAUCAGCUCACGGCGCAUCAGGAAAGGGAAGGGAACCCAGCAUGGAGUCAGUCGAUUUCAGAACGACGUACUCAUCCAGACUCGCCAGGGGCUUUGUAUCAUACUAAUCAUGUAUAUUCUUCGGUUCUUUCUCAUUUGCACUGAACAUACUAGGAAUCUCCCGGUCUAUAUUUUCAUUUAUAUUAGCGAAUUAAACUUAGAGAAGGGCCAACU